Molecule: messenger RNA, 441 nt
Organism: Colletotrichum abscissum
Lineage: Eukaryota; Fungi; Ascomycota; Sordariomycetes; Glomerellales; Glomerellaceae
Product: cofilin/tropomyosin-type actin-binding protein
Exons: 1
Coding region: 1-441 (146 amino acids)
Biological process (GO): regulation of actin filament polymerization
Cellular component (GO): cortical actin cytoskeleton; site of polarized growth; actin filament
Molecular function (GO): actin filament binding
Source: RefSeq, a predicted model, not a curated record
AUGUCCGGUCUCGACGCCCCUGAAAUUGCCGCGGCCUACGAUGCCGUUCGCUCCGACAAGGACGAGACGAGCUGGCUCCUCAUCUCCUACGCCAGCGCCGUCGGCAACAAGAUGACCCUCACAAAGACGGGCACUGGCGGCCUGUCCGAGCUGGCCUCGGAGCUGGACGACUCACAGGUCCAGUACGCCUACGUCCGCGUCGAGUACGCCAACGACGUCGAGAGCAAGCGCGUCAAGUUCGCCUUUGUCAUUUGGAUCGGCCAGAACACAAAGAUUAUGCGCAAGGCCCGCGUCAGCAUCGAGAGCAGCGAGGUCAAGAGGGUGCUGCCGCACCACAGCAUAACGGUCAACGCCGAUCACAAGGGCGACUUGGACGAGGACGACAUUGUCAAGCGGUUGCGCAAGGCUGGCGGCGCUGACUACAACGGUGGACGCGGCUAG